Dentiscutata heterogama is the source of this 2061-nucleotide messenger RNA. The record is from the annotation of a GenBank genome assembly. NCBI's taxonomy places the organism in Eukaryota, Fungi, Glomeromycota, Glomeromycetes, Diversisporales, Gigasporaceae.
AUGGAUGCGUUAAUUGCAUUGAUACCAUCACUAUCAAAUACUAGUGAUAACGAAAUAGAGGAUGAUGUUUCAAUAAAUUCAGAAAAUGGUGAUAAUAGUGAUAUCAUUCAAGAGAGAAUAGAAAAAAAUGAUGUUACGACUAACUGUAGUACCAAGAACAUUUUAAGGAAUUUUGAUAUUGUGGAAAAUAAAACAGAGAGAUUAAAUCAAGGGUUGGGUACUAGGAAUGAAAAUAACUAUACUACGGAUGAUGAUGAUACAAGUAGUAGCGGAAGGUCAGCGCAUAAUUUGAGAAAACGGAGAAAAUUUUUGAACAUUGAAAUGGACCAUGAAAGUGAUAAUUUAGAACUCGAUGUGGUAAACGAUUUUAGUGAUGCAGCAUAUUCAAGCGAUUCAGGGAUAGAUCGUUCAGGGACAGAUCGUACUACACAAAUAAUGCUGCCGAUUCCUGUUGAUGAUCUUUGCGAUAAUUCAGAGGCUAUUGAUGUUACUGGCAGAACAUUACUGAAACUUGAUUGUGUUUACGUUAACAUAAAAACGAAUGAAUUGAAAACCAAAUUAGCGAGCACACAGCAACUCAGAGAGGCAAAACAUCUUCAUCCUAUUUCUAUAGGAAAGCCUAAAGAUUGCAAUGAAUGGCUUCGAUCAGAUGCUGCAAUAGAGUUAUGGGAAAAUAGACCAACACGUAUGGUUCAUGUUAGAAAGAGGAAGAGAUCUAAUAGUCAAAGUAGAAUUAAAACUAGGAAUGCUACUAGAAAUGCUACUAGAAAUGCUACUAGACGUAUCAGGAGAAAAUCGAUUCCAAGUCAAACCGGUGGCAAAUCACGCUUUAUGAUGGAUUAUUAUUACCAAAAUUUCAUGAAAUUAAAACAAAAUGAAGAAUUUAAUGAAUCUUCUGAUUUCUCUGAUUCAAAUGAAUCAAAUUAUACAUCUGAUUUUUAUGAUUCAAAUGAAUCAAAUCAAGCGUCUGACUUUUAUAAUUCAAAUGAAUCAAAUUAUGCAUCUGAUUUUUAUGAUUCAAAUGAAUCAAAUUAUGCAUCUGAUUUUUAUGAUACAAAUGAAUCAAAUCAAACUUCCGACUUUCAUAAUUCAGAUGAAUCAAAUGAAAUUUUUGAUUCAGAUGAUUCAAACGAAACUUUAGAUUUUCAUGAUUCUGGUCCGGUAGUAACUGACAUUUCAGAUGAUGAAUCGGAAGAACCCUUCAAUUACUUGGGAACUGUAAAAGGAAAGAAAAAUUCGAAAGAUUUUUUGAAUACAAGAAAAGAUGAUAAGAGACCGUUUAACGAAGCAAAUGACUGGGAAUUGCCAUUGUUGGGAUCUAGUCCUAUUUAUGAAUAUUCACAAAAUACUCACAUCCAAUUUUAUGAAAUUUCCACGCCGUCGACUGAUGUUAAUGCUGAAGAGUCAUACUUCAAUCUUAAAUCCGAUUUUAAUUUGAACGACAAUAAAAUUAAAAAAGCAAAAAAAACCAAGAAAAUUAUUUUAGAUGAUUCAAGUGAUCUAUCCACCGAAGAUGAAGAAGAAACCAUUGUAAUGUCAAGUGACGGUUGGUCAAUGAGUCAGAAAUCAACUGAAUCAGACGUUAUUACUGUGGAUGACACAGAUUCUCAACGACUAUAUUCAGCAAAGGAUUUGAAUUCUAUACAUCAAGAUUCGGCUUUAUCAGAACCUCCUCGGUACGAACCACAAAUUGGCAAAGUUGAUGAUCCGCAACUAUAUUCAAGAAUUUUUGAAAGUUUAAACUUAUCGACGCCUACACACGAACUUACAAAUGGUUCUUUAUUUGAUCAGACGUUAUUUACAGUUGAUGAUUUAAGCAUGUGCUCUCGACCAACAACUCCCACCUCUGAAGUUAACAUGUCUCUUGAAGAAUGUAUCGCAUAUUCACGAUAUUCUCACUUUAACGAAUAUUGUUCAGAGAAGACCAAAGAUGAAAGAUUGACCGAUUAUUUACAAGAUUUGGGUGGUAACUAUAAUGAAUGGUAUACUCCUAUAUGGGAUUCAGAGGAUCCAAUCACGGAUUUGUUUAGACCUUUAUUGGAUGAGCCAUGCGUCAUUUAA